Molecule: messenger RNA, 555 nt
Organism: Ostertagia ostertagi
Lineage: Eukaryota; Metazoa; Nematoda; Chromadorea; Rhabditida; Trichostrongylidae
Source: the annotation of a GenBank genome assembly
AUGGGCAACGACUCGUCUAAAUCGAAGUCCUCGGGAAACAAAGGUGUAGCUUCUACAUUAGGUAUCAGAGCAGGACCGUCACAAGCUACCGUACAGAGACAUAUUGAAAAUGCGCAGAAGAGCAGGAUUCUUCAGUUGAAGUCGUGUGGCUUGAAGACUUUGCCGCCUUCCUUGAACGAGCUCCAUGACGUGAUACGAAAUCUCGAACUCAGUCAAAAUAAGAUAAAGGAGUUACCACCAACUAUCGGAGCGUUCGCCGUUCUCAAGCAGUUACACCUUUCUGAAAAUGCACUCAGUAAAAAAGAGCAAGUCAUACAAAUUCUUUUUGAAGCUGAACUACCUCACGAGAUUGGGAUGUUGAAAAAUCUUGAGAUUCUCCACGUUCAAUCUAACAAACUGUCGUCACUGCCCGACAGCAUGGUUGGCUGCACAUCUCUGAAGACUCUCAAUGUUUCGGCAAAUAGUUUCACUCAAUUUCCUGUGGUGGUUUGUCACCUGAUGUCACUGGAAACGCUGAAUCUCGCUCAAAAUACCAUCACAGAACUCCCGGAUGAG